AUGGCGUAUCUGUCGGUUCCUCGACGAGACCCUGUCGAUAAUGGGGAAGCUGUCCAUCUUGCCCUUGAAGAAGCUGGGAUAUCUUAUUCCGUUGGCGAUUCUACCGACCUUAUUGGCCUUACCAAUGAGCCUCCUCCGGUUUUAUUGCCGGAUGACGGGAGCGGUCCUACAUCAGGAACUCUAAGGAUAUUGCGAAAUAAUUGUAUGAAAAUCCAACUCUGUGGCCACGGCAGCGAAAAUUUCCAUAGAAUUCAUGCUACUGCAGAGCUAACUUUCCUUUGCUUUAACACUGCUUUGUAUGAAUGGAGAGAGGAAGACACUGAAGGGCUAUCAGAACAAGAGCAGAGGCGAAUGAGAGGGGAUUGGGGCCGAGACUGGGUUGAUAGUGUUUUGCCUCAUCAUCUUGACCAGUUCCAAAACAAUCUCCCACCCCCUGCACCCCCCAAUUACCCUUGGUUACAUGGCGAUGAGCUGUCUUACGCAGAUUUGUUGCUGUUUCAAUGCAUCGAUGAAACCAAGCAUCUAUUCCCAAAAGCCAUGAACCAAGCUAGGAGGUCCGGAAGAUACGGUCGAAUCUUUAGGGUCUAUGACAGCGUAAAGCAGCGAUCCAGGAUAUCAAGCUAUCUUAAUAGCCAGAGAAGACGAGACAAUACUGCUGGGAUUUAUUGUUAUCAUGAGGAGAUGGAUUUGGAGAGCACAGCAUGGUCGGUGAUGAAUGGUGGCUGA
Annulohypoxylon truncatum is the source of this 726-nucleotide messenger RNA. RefSeq lists its product as uncharacterized. Bases 1 to 726 code for a protein of 241 amino acids. The record is from RefSeq and is a predicted model, not a curated record. The transcript has 2 exons. Lineage: Eukaryota; Fungi; Ascomycota; Sordariomycetes; Xylariales; Hypoxylaceae.